Messenger RNA from Salvelinus fontinalis (brook trout), 7124 nucleotides. RefSeq lists its product as uncharacterized. The coding region runs from base 273 to 3749 and encodes 1158 amino acids. The transcript has 6 exons. Lineage: Eukaryota; Metazoa; Chordata; Actinopteri; Salmoniformes; Salmonidae. The record is from RefSeq and is a predicted model, not a curated record. Gene Ontology annotation, molecular function: RNA polymerase II CTD heptapeptide repeat phosphatase activity.
CCAACAUGAACACUGUGGCUGCUGUCUCAGGCGGGCUGUGGACUCAGUGAAGACCCCCAGCAUUGCAAGCCACUAGUACCAAAAAGAGCUGUCUGUGACCUGCCAGCCCUCUGGACUCUGUCACCUCCCUUGAGAAAACAACUCUCUCUCUUUAUGCUUGGAAGAGGUUUAAAACCUCUGAACACUACAAACCUAUUGGAGAAGGUCAGCUCCCUGUGUACCUAAAGAAGCACUCUGGUCAAAGCAAAGCUUUUGACACAUCUGCCAAAAGCAUGCCUGCUGAACACUGUGAGGUGUCAGAACUAAUUGAAGCCAUGGAUUCAAGCGAGCCUUCUGAGCAAUCUGCUGAACCCUGCAUCAUUGUGGACGAAAGAAAAAACUCUUUGGACUAUACUGAACCCCAAAAGGUCAAUGGACAAAUGGAUCCCUCUGUGCACAGUGCCGAUCAUUUCAACAUGAAUGUAGAACAUGCAGAGGAGAGUAAACCUUCUUUGCAUUACAAUAGGCAUUCUGAGGGCUUUGACCAAUGGAUCAACAAGCCCUGUGAGGACUAUCCAGCUCUUCACAAGCACACUAAUCAGUGUAAGUCUUCCGAGUUAAGUAAAUCAUUUGAAGAAUGUACUCAACAUUGUGAGGGCUUUGAGUUCAGCAAGUCCUCUGAACACUGUGCUAAUGACUGUCUAGGCAACACUGUAUUUAGGCAACACUGCGAAAAUUGCACAGGACACUUUCAGUCAUCGGAACAAUGCAAGCCUUCUGAUCAACACCGUAUGUCCUUUGAGCCAAGCGAACCUGCUGAGAGCUCUGAGUUUUUUGAGCAAUGUAAGAUAUAUGACUUCAUACCUGACAUCUCUGAAUCCACUAAAUCAAUCAGAUCAUUUGAGCACUGCACUGGUAUUUGUGAGUAUUCAGAAAAAUGCAAUCAUAUUGAACAUCCAACAGAAUAUAAUGAGACUACAAUGUCAUAUAAUGAUGAUUUAAAGCCCGCUGAGCCUAUAGUUCAACAAAUUGAAAUCUGUGGGCUUUUUGACUCUGAGUUUUGCACAACAUUAGAACCUAUACAUUCUUCAGAUUUGAACAUGCCUUCUCAACGCUAUGCUGAACAAGUUGAUCCCAAUGAAAGUAGACAUGUCUCUAAAGUUUGUGAACCUACUGAGCAAACUUUGUUUGCUGAACAAUGCAGUAAUCAAUCUGCUGAAUAUGAUAUACCCUCUGGGUACUGUGAACUGCAAAACAAUCUCUAUGAGCAAAGUGAGACAAGUGUACAGUGUGAACUGACUGAGCGAUGUAAUUCUUGUGAGAGCUAUCCCGGUCAACCUCAAAGCAUAAAUAACAAAUACUAUGAGCCUAGCAACGCAUUAUAUUCUGAGGAUGACAAGUCCUCUGAGUGCUCAUCCAUUGGAACAAGGUAUUUAGAAUUUUGCAUCGAUGACAGUAUAAAUUCAGACCUAUCGACUGAUUCAGCUGAAUCCUAUGCAGCCUUAGAGGAAGAAGGAGCACCAGACAAAUCCAGUGAUGAUAAUGCUAAAUUCUGUUCAGAGAUAUGGGAAUCGUUUGACAAUGGUCCAGAUGUGGUAGAAUGUGAGGAAAGCAAAGCUGAUGAAGAAAAACCUCACAUGGAUGCAGUCGUCGUCGAGGAAUUCUUUGACUUAUUCGAUAAAGAGGAUACUUAUACCUUUUCUCAAAGGCGACCUUAUACCUCCUGUUUUGAAGGGGGAGGGGUUCAUGAGCAGAUGAUUGAACAACUUAAACCUCAAGUGCCCGUUAUGAAUGAGGAAGAAACACAUAUGCCCUGUGUCCAAAAAAGGCUUGAAUCACUUGCUUUAGAUGAGAAAAUCAAUGAGAACAAAGCUUUCAGUCAAGAAGAAGUUGAUCAAUCUUAUGAUACUUGUGCUGAGGACAGACCAUUUCAUGUUAACUGUGCUGAUGAUGAGGCAUCAGCCUCUGGAUCUUUUGCAGAGGAGGAAAGAUGUGAAUCUUGUUUUGAAGAAGCCUCAGCUAAUGAAGUUGACGUUUAUGAAGCUUUUGUAGCAGAAGACAAUGCUAUUAAGGCUGAGGCCCACACGCCCUUUGUUGAGGAAGAUUGCAUUGCUGAAGAUAAAGCUGGUGAGGUUCAGGCCAAUGGACCCUUAGUUGAUGAGGACAACAUGUACGAACACAGUACAGAGGACGCUUCUCAUGGAUCCUCUGCUGACGUGUCUUUUGUUGAAGAUGAUGAAACAUAUGAGGGCCAAAAUGAUCAGACUUAUGAACCAUGCUUUGAAAAAGAGAAAUCUUUUGAUGAAGAAGACCAGAAAAUACACAUUGCAGAAGAUGAAUUAUACAAGCCAUAUGCUAGAGACAAAGCUUAUAGAUCAUAUGAACUGUGUGAUGAAGAUUGCAUCGCAUAUGGCUGUGAACAUACACCAUUUUCCAUGGAAGGGGAAGCGUAUGCACUCUGCACUGAGGAGAAAGCCUGUGAACCAAGUGAUGAAGAGCACCAUGAAUAUGAAAGCAAAGCCAAUCAAUCUAAUGUUAAUCAAGAAGCUAAUGGAUUCUGUGAUGAAGAAGACUCUGAUAAUACUUUUAAUGAAGGAAUUGAUGACAGCACUCCUGAGACAUAUUUUAAAGAUGGAGUGUGCACUGAGGAGGGAGAGCAUGAUGCGCCAUGUGCUGAGGAGAGUGAAUGUCCUAACUCACUUGAGGUUAUAACCAAAGACACUGUAUUAUGCACUGAAGGAAGCAAACCAGCUAUGCCUGAUGGUAUUGAAUUCAAUGGAGAUCAAACUGAUUCCUCUACAACCUCUUCAGAAGAGAUAGAUGAGCAAAACAAGUCAUCUAAAUUGUGUGAGGAUCUGAACACACCAUAUCUGUCUGAGAGCUGGGAGGAAAACAAUGUUGUCUCAGAGUACCUCCAACCCCCAGAGUCAGAGGACCUUUCAGAGCAGGUGUCUGAAAAAACAAGCCCCCCUUUCGAUGGUGCUGAACAUAGUAAAAACUCCAUGGUCAGCGAGCCACAUGAGCAUCACACCGAACAAACAGAGCCCGCUAAAAAAAGUGAGCUGGAUGAGAAAACAGAGUUGCAUGAAUUUUUUAAGAUUGUGGCCUCUGAACAACCAAGGGAAGAGUCUGAGGAGGAGCUGAGUGACGACGAGUCUGAGGAGCCCUGUGAAUGCGAGUACUGCGUUCCGCCUAGAGACCAGGUCCCAGCAAAACCUUUGCUCCCUCAAAUCAAGUCAAAAGACGCAGGGAAGAUCUGUGUGGUGAUUGAUUUGGAUGAAACAUUAGUGCACAGUUCAUUCAAGCCAUUGAACAACGCUGAUUGUAUAAUUCCAGUGGAAAUCGAUGGAACACUUCACCAGGUGUAUGUGUUGAAGCGACCCCACGUGGAUGAGUAUCUCAGAAGAAUGGGGGAGUUGUUUGAAUGUGUUCUGUUCACUGCGAGUUUAUCCAAGUAUGCCGAUCCCGUCUCCGACCUGCUGGAUAAAUGGGGUGCCUUCCGACACCGUCUCUUCCGGGAGUCCUGCGUUUUCCACCAAGGAAACUAUGUUAAAGACCUGAGUCAUCUGGGCAGGGACCUCAACAAGGUCAUCAUUGUGGACAACUCUCCAGCCUCCUACAUCUUCCACUCUGAAAAUGCUGUCCCUGUAGCAUCCUGGUUUGACGACAUGGCUGACACAGAGCUACUAGAUCUCAUCCCGUUCUUCGAGAGACUAAGCAAAGUGGACGAUGUCUACGAUAUGCUCAAGCAGCAGAGGACUGCAAGCUAAUGUGUAAUCAAACACCGGCUGCAACUUUUCACCACGGGGGUCAUGGAGGAGGCUGGUGGUUAACAAGCUUCAAGUUUCUUCUCACUAGAAGAACCGGCUAGUGUCUUUCGGUCGUUGUCACCCAGCGAAUUCCAUUCACACACAACGUCAUAGAGGCCACUCAGUUUGGCACAGAGACAGAACUGGGUGGAACUACUUCAUGACAAACAUCGAAAAGAGUGUUAUGAGUAAUUUUUUCACUUUUGAUGCAGUAAUCCCCUCAUGGUUACGACUUUUCCUCCCGAAGAAAAGGUUAAUUAAAGCCCUUUUCGUGGGACGGUGAUCAAUUAAGCAGGCAAUAAAGUUAUUUUUGCAAAGCAAUUGGUGAACACGAUAUGAAAUACUGAGGGUGUUAAUCUUGAGAUCAAGAUAACUCAAUCCAAUCGUUUAAAGACUGUUUCGAAAAAUGCCCUAUAUUGUUUUUGAAUUUUUCCUUACCCGAACAUUACUGUAUAUCGAGUGUUUUCAACAUUCAAUGCCAUUUUAGUAAAUGAUUCACUACAACAUGCACACUUGUGAUUGUGUCAAGGAUGUACGAUUAUCAACAAGGAUCCACUAUGUAGCAACACAGCAAGUCAUCGUAUUUUGAACAUUGGAAAAGCUGUCACAUGCACGUGGAUGUAUGUGUUUGUAUUUUUAUUCCAUGCCAUCUGAUUUAAGAUCCGAUUUGAAAAAGACACAGCAAUAAUGUUCACCUUAGUGAAAUAGUCAGCAUUUGAUAUUAACUGUAACAGCAAUUCAUCAUAUCUAGUAAUGCUCUUUUCAUCAUUAAUCAAGUUGGAAAAAAACUGGAAUCACAUCACAUAUGAUGUGACACAUUAUGAUGACAUAUUUAACCAUUAUAUCAGGUAAGUGUUUAUGCCCGUUUGAAAUGUAUUACACACACAGAAUGCCUUAUUCAUGAUUUGCCAAUCAUUCACUUAAAGUAACUGCCCAAAGAAUUUCACUUUUAAAAGUUAAUGUUCUGUAAAGUCAUAUCCAAAUUAAUGCUGUUGGCUUGUCUUAUACUCGUAUUUGUGGCCAAAGCAUAAAUUGGAGAAAAGAAAAAGACUUUUAAAACCCACCUCAAAUUUAUGUCUCAAACAGAACAUUUAAAAAAUUCUUGCGAUUUCCUCAUAGAACUUAAUAUCAUCUCCCUGAGGAGGGUGAGCAGAGCAAUCAGCGGUCUACAGGAGGAUGAGCUGGCCAGUCAGCGGUCUACUUGCAUUAAUAUUUUGAAUGACGAUAUACGCCCACACCAUUCUGUUGGUGGGGUACGCCCAUACCAUUCCAACACAGAAAAGCUGCUUUUUAACAUAGUUAAUUAAAACAUUUUUGGAAGGAAUACUAUUUCACUUAUAUUGUAAGUAAUUAUAGGUCAUAUUUCAUAGAAAUCUGUAAACACUGGGCAGUUACUUUAAAUGAGUACAUUAUCAAGUGAGGCUCGAAUUGCCUUGGUCUUCACUAGUUACCACAGCCACAAAGUCUUAAACCCACCUAUUUCUAAAAUGUAUUUUCUUAAAAUGUUUUUAAACCUAACCCUAAACCAAACCUCAACCAAAUUGCUAACCAAAAGCCUAACCCUAAUUAAAUGACCAAAAAAGCUAUUGUUAGUUUUCAUAGAUUUUUUACGAUAUAGCCCAUUUGUACUUUGUGACUGUGGCAACUAGUGAAAAUAAUAGUUUUCCCUCAUCAAUCUACACACAAUACCGCACAAUGACAAAGUGAAAACUGUUUUAUUCGUAAUUUUUGCAAAUGUAUUAAAAAUAAAAAACAGAUACCUUAUUUACAUAAGUAUUCAGACCCUUUGCUAUGGCACCAUCCCUACGGUGAAGCAUGGUGCUGUCAGCAUCAUGCUGUGGGGAUGUUUUUCAGCGGCAGGGACUGGGAGACUAGUCAGGAUCGAGGGAAAGAUGAACAGAGCAAAAUACAGAGAUCCUUGAUGAAAACCUGCUCCAGAGCGCUCAAGACCUCAGACUGGGGCGAAGGUUCACCUUCCAAGAGGACAAAGACCCUAAGCACAAAGCCAAGACAACAAAGGUGUGGCUUCAGGACAAGUCUCUGAAUGUCCUUGAGUGGCCCAGCCAGAGCCCGCACUUGAACCCGAUCGAACAUCUCUGGACUGACCUGAAAAUAGCUGUGCAGCAAUGCUCCCUGACAUAGCUUGACAUAGCCUGACAUAGCUUGAGAGGAUCUACAGAGAAGAAUGGGAGAAACUCCCUAAAUACAGGUGUACCAAGUUUGUAGCGUCAUACCCAAGAAGACUCAAGGCUGUAAUUGCAGCCAAAGAUGCUUCAACAAAGUACUGAGUAAAGAGUCUGAAUACUAAUGUCAAUUUGAUAUUUCAGUUUAGAAUUUUUUAUAAAUGUGCUAACAUUUCUAAAAACCUGUUUUUACUUUAUCAUAAUGGGGUACUGUGUGUAUAUUGAUAUGGCAAAAAAAAAAAAAAACGAUUUAAAUCAAUUUUAGAAGGCUGUAACAAAACAAAAUGUGGAAAAAGUCAAGGGGUCUGAAUACUUUCCGAAUGCUCUGUAUAUUAUCAGCUCUAUUCAUUGUAUUUCUAUCUGCAACAUUCAUAAUUCCACAUCCCAGAAUACACAGCCCUGAAUACAGAUAGGCAAUGGCCUACCUGUGUGACCGGAGUAGUUGGAUAGAAUGACAAUAGACUGAUGGGUCUUUCAGCCCUAAUAUCUGAUGGUUAGAACUACAAGCACCAAUAUGGAUGUGGUGAGAAGAUUUAGACAGCUUUCAGUAUUUAGCCAGUUGUUUUGAUCGUUUGUUUUACUUAUGUUAAAGAUGUCAUGUUUUAUAUUGUAGAUUAACUGAUAAGGGUUAAAUAAUAUGUGCUAACUUGGAAUAAUUGUAGUACACUGUCCAGAUGGGGAAAUGGUUUGUAAUCCAUAUGCUGGAGAUAUAUGUGUGACAUUUGGUUUUAACAAGUACUUGUACUUGACCUUUUUGAUAUGCGAUAUCAUAUUGCAAGUCUAAUGUAGUAGUCAUUCAACCUGUACAGUCAGUUGAGUGGAGAGCCUUUUCAUAGCUCCUUGUAUUACAUGCCUUGUAAAGAUCCUAAUUUACUUUAUGACACUUCCUGCCGUGCUUGCUUACACAUGACUACGUGUCUGUGCAUGCGAGUCUGCGUUACCUUAAAAGUAAAAUACAGCAUUCAUUUGACAAGAUAGACAUCUUUCGAUACAGAAAACUCUUUCAAUUAGUAUAAUAAUUUGCUGUUUUUUAUCACUGCAUGCAACAAGUGUUGACAUCCGAGUAAAGAAACUUGAGCUAAAUCAAGUGUUUGAAUGAGUUAGAGCUGCUCGUCAAUUUUAAGAAUAGAAAGGAGUAGAAAACGAUUUGUAC